GCACAUCCAGGGCAUUGCUAUCGUAAAGGUUUUCACCGCCGCUCAUCAACGUACUUUUAAUCUCUCUCUCUCGUGUGUGCCUCUCGAAAUUAAAGUUGUUUAACUCCCUUAUGCUUCAUACAUGAGUUAUUGUGAUAACGAAUGCGUAUACAGAUUCACAGUAAAGCUAUGAUGCGUAGCAUUUCACCGAGGCAGGGGGUGCACAUAGACUGGCUCUUAAUAGCUGCCACUCCAAAAAUAAAAAGAAAAAGAAAGUAACUUCUCUUUGUUAUUUCUGAAAAAAAAAAUGUUGAUAUUUUUGACUAGUUAUGCCUUGAUUGCGGUCUUGUUCUACUUGGAAUAUCGUUACGAGUCUUCACGUACAGCCACUACUCUACAAACGGCUGCUGAUGACCGAGGAACAACUCGACUUUUACUCAUCAUGUGGUUCUUGUCACUUGUAAUUGCUCCAGUGUUGUCACUCUUCAUUCCUCUUGUGAUGCCCUUAGUUAUGACUUAUAUUGGUUUAUCUUGUAUUGUUGUUGGACUUUUGUUACUUCGUUGGACAACGUUUGUCAAUCCCUUCUAUUUACGCACCAUGGCAACCACAGACGAUCAUUACAUUUGUACGGAUGGUCCUUACAAGACCAUCCGCCAUCCCGGUUACCUUGCAUUUUUAUUAGCUUGGAUAGGGUUCGGGCUUGUCUCUGACAACUGGAUUUCAUUCUUGAUGAUCACACUCUUGAUGACUUAUGCUUAUAUUCUCCGUAUUUUGGCAGAAGAACAAAUGAUGUUGGAUCGUUUUGGUGUAGAUUAUCAACAAUAUAUGAACGAAUCUUACAGACUGGUCCCAUUUAUAUUUUAAGUUCCCAAAUACCCAACUUUUGAUUAAAGAUGACCUGUGUGACAAACACUGAUAUUUAUCAAUUAUGCAUUUAUUUAUAUGCAUUCUCCACUAUAUGACCAUUGUAUCGAUGCUGUAACACAUGCUGUCAUUACAUAUUCAUUUACCCUUUAUUGUACC
Molecule: messenger RNA, 1003 nt
Organism: Mucor mucedo
Lineage: Eukaryota; Fungi; Mucoromycota; Mucoromycetes; Mucorales; Mucoraceae
Exons: 2
Coding region: 287-844 (185 amino acids)
Source: RefSeq, a predicted model, not a curated record